CAAUUCGCCCUCAAAAUCUAGAAGAUUCCUCGCUCGGUGAAUAGAAGAGAGAAAAUUAGCGAAAAAUUAGUGAAAUUUUAGGGGAAAAUCGCAAAAGUUGUUUACCGAGUCCGAUUAUCGUUUAAAGUGUCAAAUUAAUAAUACGGGGCGAAGCGUUUGGUUGAAUGCUAUAGUAAGAUGAUGGCCGCGGCAGUCCUACCGGUCCCGACCAUUUUAAACAUAUUAAACGACAGCGACGACAAUUAUUUUACGGAUCAGAACGUGGAGCAGCCCCAGAGGGCCAAGAAGAGGCGCCUCGACCAUCUUUCCUGGGAGGAGAAGAUACAGAGAAAAAAACUGAAAAACCGAGUGGCAGCCCAAACGUCCCGAGACAGAAAAAAGGCCAAAGUGGAACAAAUGGAGGCCGCCAUCCAGCAACUGUUCACCAAAAACGAAACCAUCUUGACGGAGUGUGAGAAACUCCGAGAAACAAAUGAGCGUCUCCAGGCGGAGAAUGCAGAACUAAGAGAGCGACUACAACAGCACCAAGGGGCCCCCCUCGUAAAGUGUCAGUGCCAAAGUCGGUCUGUCGUGUGCGCGCCCGUAAGCGGAUCAACCGAAUCCCUUCUUCAUGAUGAUGUCCUUCGGCCGAAAGGAGCGGGGGCGCACACAGCAGCGACUUUGGGACCCGAGAGGGCCCUCCUGGAGCUCCGCUUGAAGAUCCUUCUGGUUUGCCUUCUUUGCCGGACCUGCUCGACGAGCUUGAGAGCGAAUCGGUCGAUCUCGGAGCACUGGCAGCUCACUCAGACCCUACUCGAGGAUAUCGCCCGAGAUUUGGAGGGAGCUGCCGCUCAAAGGACAACUGAUCAGGAACCAACCCUUGAUACAAAAAAUAUUCCAAACCAAAUGGUGGGGCCGCCACCAGAACACUUGGAACCCAGUCGAGGAACCGGCGAUGACGUCACGCUAAAAAGCGACAUCUCCGAAUACCUGCUCCUUCACCAUAACUACGCAAAAGCCCCUCGUAAAACAAAAGACGAUCAUCACCAACAACAACCAUCACCAAGGGUGAAAAAACUGAAAACCAUCCGACCAAAACUGACCACAGAACCCCCCCAAAAAGUGACAAGGGAGGAGACCCCCCGAGAAGUGGUUUAUGGCACCUUCGAUGAAAACACCAACACAAUCACCAUCCUGGUGGACGAGGUGCCUUUGAAUGAGGUUAUCGUGGGGGGAGUGGACAAGACUCCACUCAAUGUUCUCGAGACCUUAUCGGUGGACACCAACACACCCCCCACGACAACUAGUUCCGAGUGCUCCUCAUCCCCCAGGUCCGAUUUGGGUUACGAAUCUCUGGACUCGCCACUUAGUGACCUGGACACCACUUGGGAGCAAAGUGUUUCCGAGCUGUUUCCCUCACUCUUUUAACCUCCUCUCUUAUUACUGUUUUUUAAGGGUUUUGUACAGUUAGGUUAGGUUUUUUGCUAUUUAUUUACUUGUAACAAUAUGUUUGUUUAUUAUUAAUUAAAUAAAUUUGGGUAGUUUUGUGAAGCGUUA
Anthonomus grandis grandis is the source of this 1536-nucleotide messenger RNA. RefSeq lists its product as uncharacterized. Gene Ontology annotation, cellular component: nucleus. The record is from RefSeq and is a predicted model, not a curated record. Lineage: Eukaryota; Metazoa; Arthropoda; Insecta; Coleoptera; Curculionidae. Gene Ontology annotation, molecular function: DNA-binding transcription factor activity, RNA polymerase II-specific; RNA polymerase II transcription regulatory region sequence-specific DNA binding.